This is a messenger RNA of Manihot esculenta (cassava), 1066 nucleotides long. Its product is annotated as cyclin-P3-1. Gene Ontology annotation, biological process: regulation of cyclin-dependent protein serine/threonine kinase activity. The transcript has 2 exons. NCBI's taxonomy places the organism in Eukaryota, Viridiplantae, Streptophyta, Magnoliopsida, Malpighiales, Euphorbiaceae. Gene Ontology annotation, molecular function: protein kinase binding. The coding region runs from base 97 to 744 and encodes 215 amino acids. The record is from RefSeq and is a predicted model, not a curated record.
GAAAAAUUCCAGAUAUUUAUACCUCCAAAAACAAGCCCUAUAUAUAUAGCUAUAAAGCUUGUCAGAUUUGUAACUUCAAAUAAUUGUUCCAUAGCUAUGUCUGAAUCAGAAAUAUAUUCAAGUUUAGGAUUAUAUGAAUCUAGGGGAAGAGUUUCAGGAAUUCCUCGGGUGUUGGUGCUUCUUGCAUCUGUUCUUGAGAGAUGUAUUCAAAAGAAUGAAAGAUUUUUAGAUGGAUCAAGAAAGAAAGAUGUUGUUACAGUCUUCCAUGGAUCAAGAUCACCAUCUUUGAGCAUCAGGCUUUAUAUUGAACGAAUCUUUAAGUACUCAAAGUGCAGCAAUUCUUGCUUUGUUGUUGCGUAUAUAUACAUGGAAAGAUUUCUACAUCAGAUGGAUGCAUGUCUCACUUCUUUCAAUGUUCAUCGUCUUCUGAUCACCAGCAUCAUGGUAGCUGCAAAAUUUUUAGAUGAUGAGUGUUACAACAAUGCUUACUAUGCAAAAAUAGGAGGAGUAAGCACAGCAGAAAUGAACAGAAUGGAGAUGAAGUUGCUGUUUAAUUUGGAUUUUAGGGUUCAAGUAACAGUUGAAGGGUUUAGGAAUUAUUGUGUGAAACUAGAAAGGGAAUGUGGUGGAGAGUAUCAGAUUGAGAGGCCAAUCCUUGCCAGUGUUCCCAAAGGAGAGUGGCAAAACAGAAGUGAUACUCAAAAUACAUCCACCUUUGCUGCUUAUAGGCACAGGCCCAUCUAAUGGAAGAGCUAUAUCUUCUUGCUACAUGCGCUCAGAGUGAGAAAGAGAAGGAUAAAAUGGGUUGCAGUGGAAAAAUUAUUUCAUUGUACAAGCAAAUUGAGCUGUGAGCGAUUUGAUUUCUCACGAGCAAAUUCUCUCUCCCUCUGUGAUUCAACUUUAACGAUACUGGCAGUUUCAAACCAAUCAAAGGGAAUUAAAUUUCUUGAUUCCUAUAUAGAUUCCGGGUUCCUUUUCUAGUUUCUUCAUCAUCAUCACUGUAAUUAUUAUGCAUUAAACCUUGAAUGUUUCUAAAUUAAUAAAUUAAAUCAAAUUUAAAUUUACU